Molecule: messenger RNA, 4354 nt
Organism: Gorilla gorilla gorilla (western lowland gorilla)
Lineage: Eukaryota; Metazoa; Chordata; Mammalia; Primates; Hominidae
Gene: TEX9
Product: testis expressed 9
Exons: 13
Coding region: 99-1310 (403 amino acids)
Source: RefSeq, a predicted model, not a curated record
GGGAAGGCGUAGGCGCCCGGGCGGGAGGCACCCGGGAUGUGGAAACUCUCGCGGGAAGAUGCGUCGUUGCCUCGGUAACCGCGUCGCAGUCGCCGAAGAUGGCGGAGCGAAGUCUGUGUCUCACGAGAAGCAACGUUCCAGGGACUCCGUUCCCGCCACCCGUUCAGCAACCCUCUACACCUGGACCCGACCUCCUCGCCUUGGAGGAAGAAUAUAAGAUCUUCAGUAUAUCCCAAUUAUUUUCUGCUUUUAGGCGUUUAAAUGCAGAAUUGCAGGCAAAAACAGCUGACGUGGUUCGACAAGCUAAGGAAAUAAUAAGAGAUCGGCAAGAAGUACGAUCUAGGCCUGUUUCAACACAAAUGAAAUCAUGUGAUGACGAAGAUGAUUACAGUUUAAGAGGUCUGUCACCAUCUGAAGGGAUAGUUCAUCUUCAUUCAGAAACUAAGCCAAAGACCAAAAACAUUGAUCCUGUAAACAAGGUUCAAAACAAAUUACACUCUGCAAAUAAAGGAAGGAAAACAAAUUCAAGUGUUAAAUUGAAAUACUCUGAUGUCCAAACUGCCGACGAUGUUGCCAUUCCAGAGGAUUUCUCAGACUUUUCCCUUGCAAAAACAAUUAGCAAAAUUGAAGGGCAACUGGAGGAAGAAGGCUUACCUGAAUAUAUAGAUGAUAUUUUUUCUGGUGUUAGUAAUGACAUUGGAACAGAAGCACAGAUCAGAUUUCUAAAGGCCAAACUCCGUGUUAUGCAGGAGGAAUUGGAUAAUGUUGUAUGUGAAUGCAAUAAAAAGGAGGAUGAAAUUCAGAAUUUAAAGUCUCAAGUAAAAAAUUUUGAAGAAGAUUUUAUGAGACAGCAGCGAACAAUUAAUAUGCAACAGUCUCAAAUAGAAAAAUACAAGACUCUUUUCGAAGAAGCAAACAAAAAGUGUGAUGGAUUACAGCAACAGUUGUCUUCUGUAGAAAGGGAAUUAGAAAAUAAAAGAAGACUGCAAAAACAGGCUGCAAGUAGUCAAAGUGCCACAGAGGUUCGCUUGAAUAGAGCUCUAGAAGAAGCAGAAAAGUAUAAACUGGAGUUAAGUAAAUUAAGGCAAAAUAACAAGGACAUAGCAAAUGAAGAAAACAAAAAAAUUGAAGUGUUAAAAUCAGAAAACAAGAAGCUAGAAAAACAAAAAGGAGAAUUAAUGAUAGGGUUCAAGAAACAGUUAAAAUUAAUUGAUGUUUUAAAAAGGCAAAAGAUGCAUAUUGAAGCUGCCAAGAUGCUAUCUUUCACUGAGGAGGAAUUUAUGAAAGCACUUGAAUGGGGAAAUUCAUAAGUGAUCUACUUCAAUUCGUCUCUAUGACAGUCAUGAAAGACAGCAAAAAGGGAAGAAUUCUUACAAACUAGAGGAGACAAAGAUUGGAGGAGAAACAAUGACUGGCUGGGCACGGUGGCUCACGCCUGUAAUCCACUUUGGGAGCACUUUGGGAGGCCGAAGAGGACAGAUCAUCUCCAGCUGGGAGUUGGAGACCAGCCUGACCAACGUGGAGAAACCCCAUCUCUACUAAAAAUACAGAAUUAGCUGGGUGUGGUGGUGCAUGCCUAUAAUCCCAGCUACUUGGAAGGCUGCAGCAGGAGAAUCACUUGAACCCGGGAAGCAGAGGUUGUGGUGAGCCAAAAUUGCGCCAUUGCACUCCAGCCUGGGCAACAAGAGCAAAAUUCUGUCUCAAAAAAAAAAAAAAAAAAAAAAAAAAAAAAAUAUAUAUAUAUAUAUAUAUAUGUGACUAUAGUUUAUUCAAAUGCAAAGCUUGAGGAUAGCCACUCAGGAAACACAAACUCCAAAAUAAUGGGUCAUUGUCCAACGUGGGGAAGUUAAGGUUUCACUUAUAUAGGCAGAGACAGAGAAGCUUAACAGGGUUGCAACAUUUUCCAUAUAAGGUCAGUAUAGAUAUUAUAGCAAUCUAAUUAGUUGCAUUCCAAGGAACAUUCCAUGAGAAAGGGUAAUGAUCUUGAGGGGUCUUAUCUCUGGUGUCUUUCCUAAUCAUUUACACAACAAGAAUAAGGAAGAUUUAAUCUGUAAUUGGAAAAGCAGAAGUUGUAGCAGCAUGCUAUGUGACUCAGGACACAUAGCCACAUUCCUCUCAAGGCUAAAAACUAAGGAUACAUGACAACUAAAUGCAAUCUGUGGUCCUCAAGUAGCAAAAACACAUUAGUGGACAAACUGAUGAAAUCUGAAUAAAUCUCACAGUUAACAGUAUUCCAUCAAAGCUAAAUUCUCCAUUUUGAUAACUUUUCCAUGAUUUUCAUCUGUGUAAGAUGUUAAGAAGUAGUCAGGUGAAGGGUAUAUGUGAAUUCUCUACACUGUUUUUGCAACUCUCCUAUAAAUCUAAACUUAUCUCAAAAUAAUAAGUUAAAAAUAUGCAUGUUUCCAAGAUUUGUUCACUGAAAAAACCUGGAAGCAAUGAUAACCCAAGAAUUAUGAGUAAACCUAGCACCCAAGUUUUCUUGAAAUAUUAUUUCCACUAAAUGAUAACAGCGCUUCCUGGCACAAUGGUUGAUUCCAGGUGUAGGACAAAAAAUAUAAGAGAUAAGCUUUGUAUUUGUCAGGGUUCUCUAGAGUAAGUGAUUAUGAAGGCAGGCAAGUUCUAAGAUCUGCAAGGUGAGCUGGCAAGCUGAGGAACUAAUGGUUUUGUUCUAGUUUGAGUCCUAAAGCCUGAGAACCAGCAGGCUCAAGACCCAGAAAGAGCCAAUGUUUUAGUUUGAGUUCAAUGACUAGAAAAAAAGGAAAUGUCCCAGCUGAAAGGCCAUCAGGCAUGAAGAAUUCUAUCUUAUUCAAAAGAAGGUCAGUCUUUUUGUUCUAUUCAGGCCUUCAACUGAUCGGAUGAGGCCCACCUAUAUUAGGGAGGGCAAUGUGCUUUAUACUCAGUCUAUGGAUUUAAAUGCUAAUCUCAUCCAAAACAACCUCACAGAAACACCGAGAAUGAUGUUUUAUCAAAUACCUAGAAACCCCAAGGCCCAGUCAAGUUGACACAUAAAAUUAUCACAAGCCUAGAACAUUUUGUUUUGACAAAAAGCAAGGAAGGUAUCAAAGAUUAAGGAAAUAUUGUCAAAAGGACACAGAAGGCCAGGUGCAGUGGCUGACACAUGUAAUCCCAGCACUUUGGGAGGCUGAGGCAGGCAGAUCACUUGAAGUCAGGAGUUCAAGACCAGCCUGGCCAACAUCGUGAAACCCCAUCUCUACUAAAAAUACAAAAAUUAGCCUAGCAUGGUGGUGCAGGCCUGUAAUCCCAGCUACUUGGGAGGCUGAGGGAGAAGAAUCUCUUGAACCCAGAAGGCGGAGGUUGCAGUGAGCCGAGACGGUGCGGCUGCACUCCAGCCUGGGAGACAGAUGAAGACUCUGUCUCAAAAAAAAAAACAAACGACACAGAGGCAAUAUAAAAGGGCAUCCAUUGGCCAAGGAUGAGAUAAUUUGAGCAUCAAAAAUAAUAAUAAAUGCAAUUAAGUACAUAAAUAUCUAUGAGUCCAUAAAGGUAUUUUUAAAAAGAGACAAAGUCAAAAACUAAAUAAAACAAAAUUUUAAAAACAACCACAACAUAGGUAGACACCAAUGGAAGAAAAUAGGACACCAAUUCCUUACUCUGAAAAUUAACUGUCUCCUUUUUCAGUAAGAAUAAAUAACCCUAGUCAAUAACAAAGUGUUUUUUUGUUUUUUGUUUUUUGUUUUUUUGCAGGGCUGGGGCAGGGGAACAGGGUCUCUGUCAUUCAGGCUGGAGUGCAGUGGCAAGAUCAUAGCUCACUGCAGCCUUGAACUCCUGGGCUCGAGAGAUCCUUCCAUCUUGGCCUCCCAAAGUGCUAGAAUUAUAGGGGUGAGCAAUUGUGCUGGCCCGAGGUGAAGUUCUUUACAGAGGAAUUUCAGCUAAUUAAAUGUGAAAGGAAUAAAAGAAUCAGAAAAUCAGUUUUUGUAACCACUAAUGAAAGAAAAAAUUCUUUUGUGAAACCACAGAUGAAAGUUUGAUGGGAACCUUUACAGUGGAGAAACCAGACUGUCUCCCUAAACCCGCUGAUCAAUACUGGCAUCACUAAAAGUGGAACAACCAGACCUCAGGUGUUCCCUGUUGUGACACAAUGACAAAGACAGCAUCACCUAUGGAGUAUUCUUACCAAAAAAGGUGGACCGCAAUCUAAUUGUGUCUUUAUGGCUAGGUUCUAUUUAGAGGAAAUAUAACAGAUAGGGAAAUAAAUUAAAGGAACAUGAGGAAGCAAACACGUAUAUUCAGAAUGUGGGCUACUGGAUAAAACAACUGGCUUAGUUUAGCAAGCUAAAAACAUGAAGUCAAAAAAAAAAAAAAAAAAACACGGUGAAGGAGGGGCUGUUUUCAA